Molecule: messenger RNA, 1702 nt
Organism: Drosophila hydei
Lineage: Eukaryota; Metazoa; Arthropoda; Insecta; Diptera; Drosophilidae
Exons: 2
Coding region: 86-1702 (538 amino acids)
Biological process (GO): regulation of DNA-templated transcription; chromatin remodeling
Cellular component (GO): nucleus; chromatin
Source: RefSeq, a predicted model, not a curated record
UAAGCGUCAGGAACACAACACAUUGUUGCUAUUGUUGCUAUUGUUGCUUUUGUUGCUCUUGUUGCCUAGCUGAUAUUGUUUCGACAUGCCCAACCCAAAGGGGCUAACGAUUCGAAUCAAGCUUCCAACUCGUAUCCAGCCAGAUGUAAUGCCCUCACCGGGCAGAGCUGGUCAAUAUACGAACAAGAUACAUCAUAUGAAAAAGUAUCUACUGGAAGAGUUAUGCCAACACGAGUUCGCACUGCCCUUCAUGGAGCCGGUGGACACGAAGGCACUGAAUGUGCCCAGCUAUUACACGAUCAUCGAGCAUCCAAUGGAUGUGGGCACCAUUGCUAUGCGAGUGGAGAAUAGAUACUAUUGUAGCGUGAAUGAACUAAUUGAUGAUGUCAGACUUGUAAUUAGCAAUUGCUUCACAUUUAAUAUGCCGGGUUCGAUUGUCUAUCGCGACGGGGAGGAGUUAGAAAAGCUGUUCAUGAAGGUGCUCGAAAAGCUACCGAUAGGCGACGAGGUGCCCUAUGACAAGGAGAAGGGCGAAAAGUCAAUAAUGAAACGUCAAUGUCGCUUUAGGCUAAAGAAGCUCCAGGAUGCCACGGAGCAAUUGGAGCAAGAUGCGCAGGCAUUUUUUGACGAAAAAUGGUUUCCCAUAGCUGAAGCGCUGAACACGCACAGCAUCAAGUCCCUGGAUGAUUUUGAUAACCGGCUGGACAACAUACUUAAGCAUUGUCAGGAUCAUGGAAAGCGCAUCCUGGAGACAUACGACUACGAAGCCAAUCGACUGUCGGAUGAUCAGGAGAACAAAGAUGCUGAGAAUGCAAGUGAUGAAAUGGCGAACGCCAUAUGCCAAUGUCAAAAGCCCCCCUUCGAUUGGGAAGAUAACUUGAUCGAUGCCCUCGACGAUGCGCUCACUUGCCUUAAGCAGGAUCUGGCCAAAUCUCGUCGUGGUGAACUAAGGGAUAGUAAGAUCUACUACAGCCAGCAACUUUUGCCGAUAUUUGUCAACGCUCAGAUUAUCAGUGAAGGUCUGUGCUCGCAAACGAAUCUGUCCGACUCCUCCGAAGAGGAGGAAACUGAUUGCAAAACGAAUCGGGUUAGCCUGCUUGAGCGUCAGACGAUUCGGUCGCAUUUCAGUGAACUCUUACCUGAGGCAAAGUUCGAAAUAAUGCACAUCGUUGAACAGGCCGAGUACCGAUCUGGCAGCAACGCCGACCGCAAAUACAAUAUGAUGUACUUCAGUCCACAGACGAUACUUCUUAUAAAGAAAGCGAUCGACAAGCAUCGCCAAUCGAAUGCGAUGGAUGCCCAGUACUUCGAGACAAUGCAAGAGGAUGGAACGCAGGACUUGUACGAAUCGGAUCCAGCCACAGAGUUCGUCGAAAACAUGUCUCAAGACAUCGACAAUGAUAACGACGACGAAGCGAGUGACGAAUCUCAUGUUGACUAUGGUUUGGAGCAGCAGCCUCAGAUGCCAAAUUAUUAUGCCAACUCGCCCGAAGUGCAGCAAGAACAGAACGAGGCGAAUCCGUUCGAAGACUACACGGCCUCUGGCAGCGUCAUGGAGUGGGAGGCGCGUAAUGAAUGCGACUCCGAUGGGAACCAUAAUUCCUCCGACAGUGAAAUUGUUGUCGAGUCAGCCAAUGAUGCGUCUCCACAACAUAAUAAUCUUAUGGACAUCGCAUAUGAGGAAAAUAUUUCCAUAGAGUAG